Hypoxylon fragiforme is the source of this 1519-nucleotide messenger RNA. RefSeq names its product FtsJ-like methyltransferase-domain-containing protein. The transcript is spliced from 7 exons. The record is from RefSeq and is a predicted model, not a curated record. Bases 130 to 1104 code for a protein of 324 amino acids. Gene Ontology annotation, molecular function: rRNA (uridine-2'-O-ribose)-methyltransferase activity. Gene Ontology annotation, cellular component: mitochondrion. Lineage: Eukaryota; Fungi; Ascomycota; Sordariomycetes; Xylariales; Hypoxylaceae. Gene Ontology annotation, biological process: RNA methylation.
CUUGAAGUUGUGCAAUACAUGCCUUCAGUUCACCACCGUCGUCACCUUACCUAGGGUACUUAUCUUCUUAAUCUGCUAAGACAAUAUGAGAUAGGACACUGUACGAUCUCUAUCCCAUGAUUUCAUAUCAUGUCAAUGUGGGCGUUGGCAAGAAUAAAAGCACCUCUUAAUGGGGGGCUUAUAAGAACUACUGCUCUUACGGCUGCCCUUCCAUCCCCAUCUCUUCGAGGUACUCUCUCGUUUGUCGUGUCAGAAAGUAUACGCUAUAGCUCAUCAUCAUCAAGCACACGAUGGAAGGAUGCAAACAGCAAAGACAAGUUCGCCCAGCAGGCCAAGAUACAAGGCUUCAAGAGCCGUGCUGCUUUUAAACUACUCGAAAUGGAUUCAAAAUACAAGUUGUUCAAACGAGGACAAACAGUGGUCGACCUAGGAUAUGCACCAGGUAGCUGGUCUCAGGUCGUCGUGGAUCGCACAAAACCAAAUGGCCGUGUGGUUGGAAUUGACAUAAUUCCGGCGCAGCCACCAAAGGGGGUCUCAACUAUUCAAGGCAAUUUUCUAAGCCCGGGUGUCCAAAAGCUAGUAAAAGACUACCUCAUCGAGUUUGCCCAGAGGAAGAGCCCGUCAGACUCUGCGGCGGAAACAACGGAAGGGAUAACCGAACGACCGAGUUAUAUUGAUUCCGAGCGCUCUGAAUCGACUGACCACCAUUCACCUCCGGAGGGUGAUGGAAGACUUGUAGAUGUAGUUAUAAGCGACAUGUGUGAACCCUGGUACCAAAACAUGGGACCAUCGAGAACUUUGAGUAACCCUUCUGUUCGCAGGUUGAUGAAUACGAGCGGUAUGAGUUUCAGAGAUCACGCAGGUAGCAUGGACCUCUGCCUUGCCGCCUUGCAAUUUGCAAGCGACACUUUGAAAACCAACGGCCACUUCGUCUGUAAAUUCUACCAAGGCUCCGAAGACAAGGACCUAGAGUUGAUGCUCAAGAAGCUGUUUGCAAAGGUUCAUCGUGAGAAGCCAAACUCGUCAAAAAGCGACUCACGAGAAGCAUACUUCGUGGCCUUACGUAGAAAAGGCGGUGUCACACUUUCAGACAUUGCCAAAUAGCUGCUAUCUCACUAAGCUAACAAUCACUGUAUAAUAUCGUAUUAUGUUGUACUAUACUGUCAAGAGAAGAUGAGAUAUGAGAAGCCGUCGGGAAACUUCAUAUAAUGCAUUGAUGGAACAAGAUGGGGGCUUGUGGUGAAUGUCGGUAGUAGUAAUGAGUUCUGCACUACCUCGAUGCUUGCCCGUGUAAGAAAACUGGAAAUCACAGAAGUCUCUUAAGAGCAACCCCUCCCCCCUUUUAACUACCUUCGUUCAUUUUUGUCGCCAAUGUCAUUUGUCUGUUUCCGUCCAUCUACCUAACAGCACCAGCCUGGAAUACCAGUCGCGUCGUCUCCGAGAGUCUCGUUUCCCGGGGGACCACAUAUUGAACUAGUCCCGUUUAUACGUAUCGGGUUCAUACUGAAGAAUGUUCCUG